Molecule: messenger RNA, 5012 nt
Organism: Macrobrachium nipponense
Lineage: Eukaryota; Metazoa; Arthropoda; Malacostraca; Decapoda; Palaemonidae
Product: monocarboxylate transporter 12-like
Exons: 14
Coding region: 1409-4009 (866 amino acids)
Biological process (GO): transmembrane transport
Cellular component (GO): membrane
Molecular function (GO): monocarboxylic acid transmembrane transporter activity
Source: RefSeq, a predicted model, not a curated record
AUUUCAGCUCGGCUUGAUCUGGGUAAAAAUUUCCAUGGGCAGGCCAUUGCCAGAGGCUACUGCGUGUGGGUGGCUGACUUCAGAAAUGAUCGAUUGCGCUGAUUUCGACUGUUGGAGGAACUUGGCGCUCGGCGACUUCGGUUAAGUCAGUAAGUGCCCUCGCUGGCGUCCUCUCCGCCAUUAAGCUGGGACCUCUUCAUGCUAUUAUCUCCACCAAAUACUCGAAAACGCCGUGAAAGAAGUCGAAUACCUUCUGAGGUCGUUUCACUUGAGUGGGUGGGUGCUGUAGAGGCUGUCCAUCGGUGGAGGGGGAAUGGGAUGGGUUACCGUGGUUGUUAACUGCCUCCUCUCCUAGGGCUCCCUUCUCCCUCCCCUACCGGGCAUCAACCAUUGCGGGAGGAAGAGCUGUUCCUUGUGGCUUGCGUACCUCCCUCCUCGUCCCUCCCUGCCUGAGUCGCUCCUCCGCUCAGUGUUAUUCAAGAAGUGAAGGAGGGAUGAGUGUGCUUCUUUAUCACCUCGCACCUCUUGCCAUGUGAUUGAAAAAAUGUCUCCCAGUGUCACAUUCGAGUGUCCAUAUCGUCGGGAACGAAUCGUAUGGGUCAGUGCGUUGCCAAAUUUAGUCGGUCGUACCGCAAGUGUGGCAAUCAGUGAUGUGAAAGGUUUUCGUGAAAACUUUUGUUAUUCCAACCAGUGAUGUUAUGAAAAGCGUCAGAUUUAUGUGCUGUGAAUCUGUACCAUUAUGUAUGUGUGUUCUGUUAGGGCUAAGAAGGGUGUUCAGUUCCAGUCGAGCUCUGCCAACGAUCCUGUGAGUAAGGCUUUCGCAAGAAGCGCUGUGGGAGUUCAUCUGGGUUUGCUCUAGUGCUUGACCUGGCUGAGGGCACGCUCUGUUGUUUUAUGGUCAUUGCUCCUCCAGGGUCACGUGGUUAACUCCACCGAAAAUGAAAAGGGCUAGAGAAUACGUGAAAGGGAAGGUUUUUCCUGCUUUCUCGAAUUUUACGUCGAGUUGAAGAAGACUUCUGCCGUGUGAGUGAAAAUGCUGAACACAUUUCCCCCAUUCAUCAUCCUUCAGUCCGCCGGGAAUGAAGAGACUUUCUUUUCAAGGUGAGGAAGAGAGAAGCCGGUAUCCCUUUGGAAUCAGUACGGGGAGAUCGACCAGAUCGAUUGAAGGACGUUGUAACUCCUGCUUUGAUGUUGCAGUGUUUGGCGGAAGCAAGCAUCCCAGUCGUAGAGUAUCUGCUAUCUGCUAAAAAUGGCGUUUGUGUCUUCGUGUAACGUGUGGCUGGGGCUGCUCGGACCUCCGUAGCUAAAUAUUAUCACUGUCAAAUCACUCAUAGUGACAGCGGUGCUUGUUGAGCUCGCCUCGACAUCACUGCUGUUAGUGCCUGUCAUAACACCCUCUUCGCAAGUCAUGGGAGAUAGCAGUGCCGAUCUCAUGGAGACUUCCCCUCCGUCUUCACCAAACCUCCCUCCUCGAAGGCAUCAGCACAGUUCCUCCAGCGGCCGCAGGGGGACGCACAGGCUGGCUGCCCUCUUGCGGGCCAGACGAGUGAGGCUCAUGAGGCAGGACCAGCGGCGGGGCUGCCAAAGGACGCUCUCCACUUCGGAGUCCGAAUCCUAUUCGGGCAGCUGCCGUUGUGGGUCCCACAGAGGUCUGUCCAGGAACAACUCGACCCAGAGCGCCCACUCUGCCGCCACCAUCCAGACUCUAGUCUCAACUUCUUCUAAUAAAGGCCUUGCUGAAGAUGGACUAAAGCAAACGUCUAUGCCGAACCAAGAUGGUCACGUUACGGAUAAGUACUCGAAGUACGAAGAUCUCGGGGACGAUAAUGUGAUCGACGGGCUGCAGGUGAUCGCCGAGAGGGAGAUGAACUCCUUCCAGAAACAUAUCCCGGGCCUGAAGCGACACGAUGCUAAAACAUCCACCAUAAGACAACAUUACUAUCCUGAAGGAGGAUGGGGAUGGCUGAUUUGUGCUUGCGUAUUUGUGGUCCAUGUCCUCACCACGGGCCUCCAGUUCUCAUAUGGAGUACUGUUCACCGACCUCCUGGACCACGUGGGCCAAAAUCAUACAAUGGGAGCAAGUUGGGUAGGCUCCACAAGUAUGGCCAUAUCUCGCCUAGCAGCCCCGAUAGUAGUGGCUGUGUGCAGGAGGAAGUCAACGCGGCUGACAGCCGUCAUCGGUGGUCUAGUCAUGGCAUUAGCUGUUCUCUUCGCGUCGUUCGCCUUGCAGAUCCACCAGGUCUUUCUGAGUUAUGGCUUGGUGCUGGGCAUUGGCGUGGGCAUGACGAGAGAGACGGCGAACCUUAUGCUGGGUCAGUAUUUCAAAAGACGACGAGAAUUUGUCGAAAUCAUCGCUCAGUCUGGUUGUGGGAUCGGCAUCACCCUUUUUUCUGUGUUCUUCAAGGAAACCAUCAGAUCGGUGGGCUGGCGUUUGGGGCUGCAGGCUGUGACAGGGGUAGUGUUUACGAGUUUCUUUCUCGGAAUCUUUUAUCGAUCUGCAUCGCUCUAUCACCCACAGAGGAGGGCCAUCCUACAUCUCAAGAACCAGAAGAGAAAGCAAGUGAAAGAUAAGAAGAAGCAAGACUCCGAGAAGCCGCCCUACUUCGACCUGAGUUGCCUAAAAAUUCGAUCGGUUCAAAUCCUGAUCUUGACCUCCGCCGUCAUGUCUGUGGGUUUAUACACUCCUCUAUUCUACCUCAUUUUAGGGGGCCAACGAGAAGGAUUAGAAGAUUCAGCCUUGAUCUUACUUCAGACUUUCCUUGGGUUUGCAUACGCUCUCGGUUGCAUAGGAUUCGGUCUGAUUGUGGUGCGACAAAGUGAGGAAUGCAUGAUAUCCCGCCAGUACUUAUGCCAGACAUCUCUCUAUGGACUUGGGGUAACUGUGCUGGCUCUGACUGCAGUGAAAGGUUAUUAUGGGUACGUGCUCUUCAUGUGGUUGUACGGUCUUCUUUUAGGAGGAGCUCACUAUGCUUUCCAGAUGCUGACGCUGGAAAAAGUCAGAGCGAGGCACUUUUCCAGAGCUUGGGGAUUCAUCCAGGGAGCCACGGCCAUUCCCAUCUUGAUUGGUGUACCCAUUACAGGUUAUAUAAAUGAAAGCAGCAACAAGACGGGAUACUUCUUUGCAAGUUUCUUUGUCGUGACUGGAGCCUCCUGCUUGUUUCUACUGAGUUAUUUCAAAGAGCGCUUAGCGAAGCAAGACAUCAGUGUAUCCUUCACAACAGUUGAUUCCCAUUUGUCCCAUGAACCGUAUGCUCUUCCCCUUGAGAAUGGAGAAGGGGGAGGAGUAGGAGGAGGAGGUGGUGCAAAAGGAGGAGGAGGAGGAGGAGGUGGAGGAGGAGGCAGUGGUAUGAGCAACACUGUCAAUAAGCCAAUUAUCACAGUUGGUGGUCCAAUCACUAGUCCAGUUUGUACCUGUGGCAUGGAUUCAGGUGUUCCUCCUUCAGUGAAUAACCCACACAAUCCAUCUGGUUACCAGCACUACAACAAUAAACUAGGCAAGACUAUAUCCUUUGCAACCUCUGUAGAUGUGAUGGAGCCGCGCCUCAAACCAGAACUCUUGACAUGUAUCUCAGAGGAGGGUUUGCUAGAUCACUAUUAUGAUUACGUAGGUGAUUGUGUUGAUACUUGUAAGAAUAUAGAUCAGUUCUUCUCUUACAAUGAAUGUGACGAUGGGAUGGAUUUCCCUUGCGUGGACGACGAGCAGGACGAACAUUUGCUGAGGCGAUCCCACCAUUCUACCCUACCCAGCCACCCAACGAGCCGUCGCCUUCGACAAUCCAGUGGUGUGAGUUUUAGUGAGCCGGAAGGUCUAGCUAGGUUAGGGCAGGGCAACGGCGUUGGGUACGGGGGCUCAUCUGCGAUGGGCAUGGGAUUCGGCAUCAAAAGGCACUACCCUCUGUAUGAAUGCCACGUCCCCUCGAUCCCCCGCCCACCUAUACUACGAAGAGUACCUACCAAAAGACCUGGACGGUCUAUCACUGUCAUAGAAGAGAUGACAACUUCCGUGUAGCCUCGGAGGCCUGUCACGACCGCUAUCCAGACCACAUCACCCGCACAUCACAACACAAAUUUACAGUGUCACCAAUAUUAUGAUGCUCCUGAAUGCUGUGCCGACGCUCCCCAAGUUAGGGAAGAAGUCUAUCAUCCUGACCAGCGUAGUUUCAUACAUCAGGAUUGCGAGUGUUAUGACAAACCUGUGAGUCAUAAUCGAUCGGCAUCUGUCAGAGUGAAAUCCAACAUCUAAAGCAAAGGUGCAAGUUACAUAUACAACUAUAUAUAUAUUAUUUUGAGACGAAGGGAAAUGACAGAAAACACAGAAGAGCAAAGCUGUUCGUGGGCUUAUUCCACUUCCCUGUUCGCUCUCAAAAUAAUGAAUGUAUACACACAACUUUACAUAAUACAAACAUAUAUAUUUAUAUCAUUACAAGAUAAAAGACAACAGGAACCAAUCAAUAAAUAAAUAAAUAAAUACAUUCUGGUCGAGGAAAAACUCACCAGAUCUAAACAAACCGAAGGUCUUCCCUUGAUAUCCUUCCAUGAAUUACAUACAAACAGUAUUUUGGAGAACUUUUGUACAUUCGUGAGUCUCGUAGCAUCGACGCCAGUGUCUUGUAGCUUGAUUGAUUGAUGGUUUGAGAAUCACCGCUUGUUCUUCAAGUUCUUGCUAACAUUCAUCCAUUCACUUGGUCGUGAUAAGGCUUCCCAGUACAGUAUAUAAAUAUAUAUAUAGUUAUUUAAGUCCCAGGUGGAAUCAUUUGAAAUAACUCAUUUAAAAAAAAAACAACUGAUUCCAAAUGGUUUGGAUACCUAGGCGUAAGUUCACUUGUUAUGAUUCACCGUAUGAACAUUUUUGUAUAUAGGUAGAGGAGGAAUAUACUACUUUAAUAAAAAUGUGUUGUAAGAUGACGACAGUGUUAUUUAUUUUUUUGAGUUUUAAGAUUCUAUUGUACGUAUGUGUCCUGUAAUAUGCUCCUGAUUUGUAGCGAAGUAAUGAACCUAAUAUAAUAUAAAGA